This is a messenger RNA of Loxodonta africana (African savanna elephant), 2352 nucleotides long. It is a transcript of the gene IHO1, whose product is annotated as interactor of HORMAD1 1. The record is from RefSeq and is a predicted model, not a curated record. The transcript is spliced from 7 exons. Gene Ontology annotation, biological process: homologous chromosome pairing at meiosis; meiotic DNA double-strand break formation; DNA recombination. Lineage: Eukaryota; Metazoa; Chordata; Mammalia; Proboscidea; Elephantidae. Gene Ontology annotation, cellular component: condensed nuclear chromosome. The coding region runs from base 1 to 1761 and encodes 586 amino acids.
AUGCUCAGUAUGCCUUCAGGCUCUGGGGCCAUUAAGUCAUCUAACUGGAAUAAUAAUCAGACUGAUUACUCCAGUCUCAGUGAUUCGCAGUUCCUCUUUGGAUCCCAGUUUUGUCCAGAAAAUUCAGAGACCCUGUCAGCACCCUUGGACAUUGGUACCCACUUAAGACAUCCAAAACAGUCACAACAGAAUUCUCUGGACAGUGAACCUAGUAUCUUCACAAAGUACCAGACAAAACCCCAGCUAUUUGGAGGAGAUAGAACGGAUGGAGGCUUAUUUCCUCCUCCUUUAUCAGUUGGAAAAUCAAAAGGCCUCUUGGAACAGUUUGAGGAGAAAAAGAAACUGGCAAAAGACAAAUGUGACAGUGAGACUCUAUGCAGCUUUAUUUCCCGUGUCAGAGAAAGUAUUCACAGGUUGCAGACAUCUGUGGAGAAGUCUGAGGAACAUCUCAGUUCAAGAAGUCAAACUAUUUUGGAUUCUUUGGAGACUGUGGCCAAGACAUUGCAAGAGACUUCGAAGGCCCAGAGUGACCUGGUACUUGAGGCAGUGCAGGACAAAGGCAGCACGGAGCAGACCAUCCUGGAGAUGCAGAAGAGAUUUGAAGCUAGACAAGCAGAGUUUAUAGAAAUGAAGUCUAACCUGAAGCACCUUGAAGUCUUAGUUGCCCAGCAGAACAAGGAGUUCCAGAAGCUGUGUGAGCAUCUAGUCCAGCUGAACGUACCCAGUGUCCUGGCAGAUCUGAAGAAAUUUAUCUCAGCGCCUCGAGUACAUGAGCAUGUGAAAGACAGCGCUUCCCAGACCUCACCAGCUCCAGCCCAGAGCCUCAAUUUUACCAGGCAGGAAAAAUCAGCCUCUGAGGGACCAGUUAUGUGGCAGGCCCAGCUGCUCCCUGCUGCAUGGAACCCCAGUGUGGGUUCCCUGUGGCCCAGAGAGUCUGGUGUCUGGGGUAAGGGAGGAAAGAGUGAUAUUCUCCAAGAAGAGGCCACGCUGCCAGCAGCUGGUCUCAGUAAAGGAAACAAACAUGUACAGGACAAGGAGGUGCAGACUAACUCUGAGCAUUGUGUUCUUACUAAAAUAGAACGCAAGAACCAUGGCCUCAGCAUCCUGGGCCACAAGGUUCCUGGCAACAGGGACCUGGUCUCUCAGGGAGCCUCGCGGCUUGUAUCCUUAGAUUUAAACAACUUUGCAGCCAGCACUGAGAACUCCUGCCAAGAAUAUCAUGCCAAAGAUGUGUUUUCAUGUGACCCCCGUGGACAAAGUUUGAUAACAGAACCAAAAGGCAGGACGGUAGAAAGAGGGAAAAAAGGCAAGCAGUGGCAGCCUAGGAAAGCCCACAAAGGUAGGCUCCUGGCCAGGAAGCGAGAACAAACCCCAAGCAAGACCUGUGCUGUCCUAUCUAAAAAUCAGAGCCCUCAACCUCCAGUUUCUGUUCCAAAAAGGCCCUCCCUGGAGCAGCAGGAACCCCUUCAGCAGCCUCUGCGUCUGCUGCGUUCCAGGAGCCCUGCAAAGCCAGCCGGCCCCACUCUGGGAGGGGCAGUCAUGCCCGGUAAGACAGCGAAGGCAGUGCAAGGAAGACUCUUGCAGCUUCGUAGACUUCCUUCCCAAGACAACGGCCUGCUUUCCAGCAGCUCCCAGGGGGAUCACCAGAUGAGCUGGUUCAGCAACCUCAACCUCAGAAGUUCAGAGUCCCCUUUGUGCAAGGAGCCGGGGAAGAAUCUGCUCUAUGACCUGGCUUUUGAUAGCAGUGAUGAUGGCUUCUGACCAGCCCACAGUGACUUCAGCAGAUGGUGUAUUGGUCCCAGCUGGAGGGACAGUUCAGAACAGUUGGACUGACCAACAGCAGAAAGCCCCUGCAGCCUGCUUAGGACCCUCAGGGGCAGAGGCCUUGCUGGGUGAGGUCACUGGGGAGGGAGGCAGACCCGGGGCUCUGGGUGUCAGGUACUGCCCAUGACAAGGGCCCUGUGGGAUAAGUGUACCCUUAUUUAUUGGAAGGAAAAGUGUGCAGACAGAGGUAAUGCAAGCUGGGGCAGUGCCUGGUUAUGGGACAUGAGGAUGACAGCAACUGCACUUGGCAAAAAGGGGGAAUAUCUUGUGAAGGAGGGUCCUCACAAAGUCGCUGCUAUGGCAGCACGGCUCCUGAACACAACAUUUGGUUUUCAGGGUAUCCCCUCUUCAUGACCAGUACAUCUCUGGGCCUCGAGAUUGUUUUGUUUUUUCUUUUUUUUCAUACUUUUAUCCAGUUAUGUGGAAACCCUGAUGGCGUAGUAGUUAAGUGCUAUGGCUGCUAACCAAAAGGUCGGCAGUUCCAAUCCUCCAGUCAUUCCUUGGAAACUCUAUGGGGCAGUUCUACGC